Messenger RNA from Ylistrum balloti, 1770 nucleotides. RefSeq names its product leucine-rich repeat-containing protein 74B-like. NCBI's taxonomy places the organism in Eukaryota, Metazoa, Mollusca, Bivalvia, Pectinida, Pectinidae. The transcript has 13 exons. Gene Ontology annotation, molecular function: calcium ion binding; protein binding. The record is from RefSeq and is a predicted model, not a curated record. The coding region runs from base 1 to 1770 and encodes 589 amino acids.
AUGGACACUAUGGAGCUUAGACAGGGCUCGGUGAUGUCCGACAUCACCAACAAGGCCAAAACGUCACAGAGGAGAACAUCACUUAUGAUGAGAAAUAACAACAGCACGAGCCUAGCGGCGACAAGUGUCAAGGCACAGGCCUUAGCUAAUAAAUAUCGUCUCUCCAAGACUCCCAAUAAACGAGAACCCCAAACUAAAGUCCUUAGGAUCAAAAAGCUGAACGAGAUGCACGCGACAGGCGCUUUCGAUGUCGAGGAAGAGACAAUAGAGAAAGCGAGAAUACGAAAACAAUCAGAAAGGACUAUUGGCCAGGGUAUCAACCUGGAUGAGUUCGAUGACUUUGAUUUCGACGAGGAGGAAGAGUAUUAUUAUGUGGAAAACAAUGACGAGGAUGCCAGCCAGAAAAUUUACACUGAAGCAUGCAAAGAAUUUGGGGCAAAGUACAUGAAAUUGAUUUACAAUCAACUCGCAAAAGAAACAUUAAGUUUACUAAGCGUGGUGCUAAGAACAACCGACAGCAAAGCCUUCGCAACGGCCCUGGUGAAAAACUCGUCGAUUGACACCCUUGUUUUGGAGAAUAACAGAAUUGGAGGCCGAGGGGCAAGAUAUUUUGCCGAGGUGCUGACACGGAAUCUCUAUCUGACAGACGUGAAAAUCGUGGAGAACCACCUAGGUUCGGAAGGUGCCGAAGCGAUUUGUAAAGCCCUUUGUCACAACAACUACGUACGUCGACUUGAUCUCUCAGGAAAUGGCUUCGUUGAAGAUGAUGCACUAUUUUUCAAGGAUAUGUUAGACGAGAACCAUGCUUUACGGGAGCUGUACCUUGGUCACAAUGGGUUCCGGGAGAGGGGCGGUGAGGUGUUUGCUGACGGACUUGCUACCAACGAUUUCCUCAGAGUGCUCGACCUUAGUUGGAAUCAUCUGCGUAUGGGCGGAGCGACAGCAAUAGGAAAAGCACUCCAGGUAAACCGUCAUUUGGAAAAGCUCGACAUUUCAUGGAACGGUUUCCACGUACGAGGUGCCAUCACAAUGAGCAAGGCGCUUGAGACUAACCAAGCUCUCUCGUAUCUCGACAUAAGUUGCAAUCGUCUUACAGACGCUUGUAUCACGUGUCUGUUACAAGGACUAAAAGACAAUUCUACGCUACGAGUUCUACGGAUGGCUAAAAAUCCCAUGUUCCCAGAUAGUGCACAAAAAAUCCUGGAGUGUGUCCAAGAAAAUCCAAACAUAGGAUUGGAUCUGAUUGAUCUCGGGGACCAGAGUGUGACGGAAAAAUUCUACGAGAUUCUGUCCGAUCUAACUGAGAAGCGACAAGGAUUUAAGGUGAAGUAUGGUGUAGUAUGGAAAGCCGACAGGGAGGUCCUAGGUAAACAGGAUGACGAUGAGGACGAGGACGAUCUGAUAAAUGAAGACCCUCUUCUCGUUCUGAUGGAAUAUGCUCGCAUGGAGAACAUAUCACUUGUGGAACUCUUCAUCAAACUUGACAGCGAUAAAAGUGGGUCAUUAUCUCGAGAGGAGUUCUUGGACGGUUUAGAGCAAGUCAACAUCCCUAUGCGUAGAAGGGCUUUGAAUAAAUUAAUCGACAAGAUGGACCAAGACGGAGAUGGAGAAAUUGAUUUCGACGAGCUGAUGAGUGCACAUGAAGAACACAAAGAAAAACUCAAAGAAUAUUUACGAGGGGAUGUCCCUUUGGACGAAACGGAAAUCGGACGGAUAGACAAAUCUCUGCGAAAUGUCAUGAACAAACGGUAUAUUAUGCACAAGUUUUAA